AUGUCGGAAGAAGAGAUAAUACUUCCGUCAAUAGCAUCAGGAGUCAAGAGUUUAACAGUAAAUGAUAGACCGAUGCACGAGUUUGGGUACAAUCCAAGUUUAGGACCUCACUCCAAUGAAAUCACGGAAUCUUCACUGAAUAUUUUACUCAACAGGAAAACUAUCAGCCUAACCCCAACAUCCACUCAUAGCAUAUAUGAUCGGAAUAUUUUGGGAACGAAGAAACAUGAACUCAGUAUCUCCUCGUUAUCGUUUUUAUUCGGGGAAGUGGUGAGUUGGUCCCACCGCAGUAGUAAAGGUAUACAAGAUCUUGAAAAUAGAUUAAACGGUUUGGGAUACAAGAUAGGCCAGAGGACAUUAGAACUUGUUAAACUACGAGAGAGAUUCAAAAACACUAAAAGAGAGAUAAGAUUAGUGGAAAUGCUUCAAUUUAUUCAUUCUACACUUUGGAAAGCCUUAUUUGGUGAAUCUGCAAACGAAUUAGAAAGAUCUCAAGACAUAAACAAUGAAUAUAUGAUUACAGACAACUGUCCUUUAAUGGCCAAAUUCAUCAAUAUACCUAAGGAUUAUGGUAACUUAAACUGUUCCGCAUUGACUGCGGGAAUCAUUGAGGGUGCUUUGGAUUCUGCAGGGUUCUAUGCUCAUGUUUCAGCUCAUUCUGUUCCUACAGAUUACAUGCCUCAACGUACGGUUUUCUUAAUCAAAGUAGAAGAAGAAGUAUUGAUACGGGAAGACUUAAGAGGUGGCCCUAUGAAUUAA
Messenger RNA from Lizanozyma spartinae, 759 nucleotides. RefSeq names its product TRAPP subunit (gene TRS31). Bases 1 to 759 code for a protein of 252 amino acids. Gene Ontology annotation, biological process: endoplasmic reticulum to Golgi vesicle-mediated transport. The transcript has a single exon. The record is from RefSeq and is a predicted model, not a curated record. NCBI's taxonomy places the organism in Eukaryota, Fungi, Ascomycota, Pichiomycetes, Serinales, Debaryomycetaceae. Gene Ontology annotation, cellular component: TRAPPI protein complex; TRAPPII protein complex; TRAPPIII protein complex.